Molecule: messenger RNA, 9387 nt
Organism: Pezoporus occidentalis (night parrot)
Lineage: Eukaryota; Metazoa; Chordata; Aves; Psittaciformes; Psittacidae
Gene: TPPP
Product: tubulin polymerization promoting protein
Exons: 4
Coding region: 192-851 (219 amino acids)
Biological process (GO): microtubule bundle formation; microtubule polymerization; positive regulation of protein polymerization
Cellular component (GO): microtubule
Molecular function (GO): tubulin binding; electron transfer activity; heme binding
Source: RefSeq, a predicted model, not a curated record
GCCCGGCCUAUGGGGGCGAGCGGCGGAAGGGCGGGCAGGCGGUGCCGGGCUCUCGCCAAUGCCUGGGCAGCGGGGGCGGUGCCUGCCGGAGCCACCGCGCCGGCUUCACACGGGCUGCCGAUAGCCGCGGAAUCAGGGCGAGCGUGAGGUUGGGCUGGCGGGACCUGCCACCCCUCGAGAGCCGGUGCACAAUGGCUGACAAUAAAGCGAAGUCGACCAAACCUGUGAAUAAGACUCCUCCAAAGUCUCCUUCAGAUCCAGCAAAGGACCGAGCAGCAAAACGAUUAUCCUAUGAUUCAAACAGCUCCCAUGAGGGAGCCAUAGCAGGAGAAUUAAGUGCUUUGGAAGAGGCCUUUAGAAAAUUUGCUAUCCAUGGUGAUACAAGAGCCACAGGAAAAGAAAUGCAUGGGAAGAACUGGUCAAAGCUAUGUAAAGACUGUCAUGUGAUAGAUGGGAAGAACGUGACAAUCACAGAUGUUGACAUUGUCUUCAGUAAGAUCAAAGGAAAGUCUUCCAGAACUAUCACUUUUGAGCAGUUCAAGGAAGCUCUUCAAGAACUCUCAAAGAAGCGUUUCAAGGACAAGAGUGAUGAUGAAGCAGUUCAAGAAAUAUAUAAACUAAUUGAAGGAAAAGCCCCAAUUAUAUCUGGAGUAACGAAAGCCAUUUCAUCUCCAACUGUAUCACGCCUUACAGAUACAUCAAAAUUCACUGGUUCUCACAAAGAGAGGUUUGAUCCCAGUGGGAAAGGAAAAGGCAAAGCUGGCCGAGAAGAUCUGGUGGAUGAUUCAGGAUAUGUAUCUGGCUAUAAGCAUGCAGGCACAUACGAUCAUAAAGUACAAGGAAGCAAGUAAGGUUGAGGGUUUACAACACAGAAAGAGAAAGAGAUGGGGAAAGAGAAUAUAUUUGUAAGAAUGAUGUAGAUGAAUCCCAUAUGUUUUGGUUAUUGUGAAUGCUUAAGACUAUGUUGUCAAGAAGUUGUUUUCAGGAACUGGAACUGAUUUCAACAUCUGCUGAGCUACUUGCAGCACAACGCCACUUCAUUACAUUCCUCAUGUGUAUAUUGGCAAAAAUAAACAUAUAGGUACAAAAUUUACAUAAUUUUGCUGAGUGUUAGACACGCACAAAAAAAAAAAAAAAAACAAGGAAAAACCACCCACAAAAUUCAAGCAGUUAUAUCCACACUUUGUCAAUUUAAGCAAAAGUUUUCAAACAUUCCUAAAUGUCUAGUUGCCCUGAAGAUGUCAAAGAGAACCUCAUGAAAAGAGGGUCUUUCAUAGCAGCCUUUCUGAAGAAUAUCCCAUUAUUUAUGCAGUUUGAUUUGACUACUGGGUUUGGGCUUUUGAAAAAUGUCUUACAUGGGAUAUGGCACUUUCCUUAAAACAUUCAACAAUAUGCUAUUGGGGAGUAAGUGGUGGUAACAUACAAGGUUCUAGCCUGUAAAUGUCAUAUACCACUCAUGAAAAAAUGAAAAAAAAAACCCCACCCCUAUUUCUAGGACAAUAUAGGUUCUAAAGUAUUUCAUGUCAACAGAAAGAGUGGAAAAUACCAGCCCUUGUUUUCCUCCUGUCUAUAAUUUGUGCUUGUUACUGUAUGUACUGUAGCACGGUUCUGACUGGCUGGAUUUGGAUGGGGCUACUGUACUAACCUGAGAGAUGAGGAACAAGACAUUACUAAGAAAGUCUACUAAAGCUUUUUGCAGUCUGUUUUCAAGUUUGCACUGCCUCACAUUUGAAGUGAAGGGGGCAUUAAACUAAUAAUGCUUUAAAAUAAUUAUUAUGACUAAAUACUGCCAAUCAGAUUGCUAUUAAAUGAAUGUUAUUAUGCACAUACAUUGCCACAUAUUCCCUUUAAGGUAUAACUUAUGUGAAAAAAGUUUACAGCCCAUUGGAAUAAGGACAUUUAUAAUUAAUAUCCAUGUAAUCAGGUGCAGUUUGCCCACAAGAAUAUACUAUUAUGACUGGGACACAUUUUAUGUUAGAUUGUUUGAAGCCAAGGGAUUUGAUUCUCUGUUCACUUUUGCUGCCUAACUUGGGAGUAAUAAUAUUGAUGGGAAUGGCUUUCCACUGCUAUAGAAGGAGAACCAAUUCCACAGGUUUAAGGUACAAGCAGCUGAGUGUGAGCUGCCUGAGGCCCAGAAUGCCAAAACACCUUAAUAGGAAUAAAAAUAACUCAUUUUUUAUAUUGGGUAAAAAGGAGAGAAAAGGCCGUUCUGAUUUUCUGCAAGAGCUGAACACAUACCCUAAUGUAUUACUCUGCUUCUCUAAAAUGAUGAUUUUCAGUAUUCAAAACCAGCUUCUAUCACUCCUACUUUGCUUUCUUUCAAAAAGAGCUCAUGCGCUGAUUUUCAUGUGUAACUCUGAAUAAAGGUUAAUAAAUUUAUACCUCUCCCCCAACAUAUAUCAGCAUCCCACUGAGAAUACAUGAAAUUUAGUGAGCACUGUGUGCUGUCCUGUGCCAUGCAAGUUAACAAUCUGUAUUUGGUCAAUGUCCAGAAACAGAGCAUUGCUUUUCAGUCCUUAAACUGUUCAUGUUUUGUUUUUCUGACAUAGAAUGGUAGCUUUUAUUUGUUACUUUGCCUUCAAUGACCCUUUGAGCCCAUAUAUCAGCCUGAAACUAAAACAACAAUAGCAAAGGCAAGGACUUCCUUGUGAACUUGGAGAUUGGUUUUGUUUGUUUAUAACUUAUUUUGGGUUUUGUUUCGAGGAGGGAGGGAAGCUUGCCAAAAAUUCAGCUCAUGUUCCUGUAAAGAUUUAAAUGGCUUUCCCAUAGCUGGCUCUGGUUACCUGGAAAGAUUUUUUUCAUGUACCUAAGGAUGCUCCGGAUGAGAAGCAUCCAGCUUUGUGAAGCCUUUCCUAGAGUUGCCCAUUGUUCUUGAUAAAUUUCCAUGGAAUGAAGGAUUAUGAACUCCUGUGUUGCACUGGUUACCUGUCACACUCUGAGACAGAAGAUUGCAUGCUGUGAUAUCAGCAAAUUAUUCCAGUGUGGUAGUAAACUGCCUAAACAGAGAGAACCUUCUUCCACAUCACUGGUGCCUGUGCACCUGAAGAAGGCGCCGGAUUAGUCCUAGUUUUUAUGAAUAAAAAGGCUAAGCCUCUGACCUUUGAUACAUCCUUCAGCUAAGUUACAGGCAAAACCAGUGUCCCUGUUCUUCCCAUUGACUAUAAGACAUGACUCAUAACUCACUGAUAACUGAAGAAAUCUGGACCCAGCCUGAAUGAAGGGUGAAGUCCAGUCUACUGCAGAGCCCUUUCAGCAUGCUGUUUGUUGCUAGCUAGCUGCCUUGUGCGGCACAUCAGGUGAUACUUAACCUGAGCUACACAAGCAACAGGCUUUCUCAAGUACACAGAUGCUGAGUGUCAGUAAUGUCAGACUGUUGCUACAUAGGUGUGAUUGAUUGGGAAGGUUUUAAAGUAUAUUAGGUUUUAAGUUGCUAGUUCAUAGUGUGAGGGAGACCAGUGCACUCAUAGAAGGCAUGCAAAGGAUUGAGAGUGAGGACAGAUCCAGGCUAACCCUGACAAGAAAUUGAGCUACUAUUUGUUUAGGAGAAGCUGGUAGAACUAGCUGGGGUUCUGCCAGAGUUUACUUGGUAUUAUUUGUACAGUAUAAAAUCCCUGCCAUGCACCAAAGCACUACGUGUGGACCUGAUGCAAAAUUUUUGAAGUACUUUCAGUUGUGUACAAACUUUGGAUCAGGACCUGAGAAGAUGCUUCAGAUAGUAGUAUUCCAUUUUGAGGAACACACUUUCUUGUUUCUUCUUCAUUUCUACAGUUAGACAGUUUUAAAAUUCAAUUGAACAGAUGCAUGAAAAGAGGUCAGUCUAACAUGACAGUGACAAAUAGUUGUGGCUGAAAAGUACUUUGGAAAGAUUUUUUCCAUUUUACUACACUUGGUGUGGAGGAUAAAGGCUGUGAAUAAAAGCACCAUAUGCACCUGUGUAUGAGGGGUUUAGUCAGCUACUUCAGCUCUUACUUUUGCACUAAGAUUUGCAGCAAACUAUACCCCUAAAUACUAGCUUGAAUGUUAGCUGUAAGUUCUAGGCCUGCUUGGGAAUGAGGCAAAGUACAUUUUCUGGUUCAUCUGCCAUUCACUGAACUCUCAGGACAGCAAGUACAACUCAAUGAUGAGGGAAAGAAAGAGAUCAGGAGGUGACCCGUUUUCAAGCUUAAGUAUUGUAAAACAUAUGCUCUUCCUGUGCACCAUACUUCAGACUAUCUAAAUGUCAUGUCUGAAGUAAGGACAUGGGCACCUUAAUAAGGUUUACACUUUUUUUUUUUGGCAUCUCAACUCAUUACGUCUAACUUUCCUUUCUGAUUACCAGCAUCUUACACUAUGCAGCACUCUUCUACACAUCUUCUGUAGAAUGCUUCCUAAUUAUCUUUGCUUUCAUGCUUUCAUUACUGCUGAACAUGCUAACAAAAGAAAUAUAAUCAGAAAGUUCAGGUAGCUUUCAGCAAUAACUGCCUUAAAGAGCAAAUUCAAAUUAUGCUGUUCAUUUAAAAUCAAACCCGUAAAUACUAUGGCAGUACAUAAUUGUACCUGUAUCUCCACCUGAGGAUUAAUCUGACCAUCAAAGUCUUUGGAAGAUUGAGGACAAGAAGUAAAAAUCCUCACUGAGGAAAAAACCUCAUUGAUAAUGCAGCAUUCAAAUGUUUUUUAUUAGUAGUGCUUGCUUACCAAUUCCCUCUAGUCACUCCAUGUGCUUUAGUUCCUUGUUGAGAGUUUUGUAACAUACUUGUCAAUAUGGAAAUACCAGAAACAAAAUUAUUGUUCUGCUUUUUGUCUGUAUCAAAGCCAUCACAAGAGAAGCAGGCAUUAAAAACCGUACUGUUUCAACAGUCCUAUGUGAACAGUUAUCAUUAAUUGUAAUCAGAUAUUUGAAUAUUUGACAGUGGCCAAGAUCUAGCCACUUAGGGGUUUUUUUAGUCCUACAGUAUUUCUUGUCUCCUUUUCACUUUAGGGAAGGAAAGAGAGAUUUCAGAAGUACUCAUGUGUCACAACUUGUGUUUUUCAUCAGCAUAGAGAUUGUCUCUCAAAGAUAUUUUGGAUUGAAGUAUGAUAUUUCCCAUAUAUUUUACUGACUUUACCUAAAUUAGAAAUUUCUCUGACAACUUUUUGGCAUUAUAGAAAGCUUUGUUCAUGAACUACCAUUUCAGUCACCCAUAUUUUCUCUCUGUUGGCUCAGGUAAUAUUUUUUAUGGUAGCUGAAACUAGCCAGAACUAAAAGGCAAAUGACUGCUAUGGGUUUGGCUUGCAAGUGAUAGGUAUCUGUGCAUCUGUAACCAUCUGUAGGGAAGAUCCUUAUAUAUCUUUCUCUAAAACCAAAACAAUAGUUGUAAUUGAUAGGGUUUUUUUCCUUAAGGCUUGACAUAGUUAUCAAAUAUAUUUUAAUUCUUUGUGCCUGCAUGUAUGCUAUUCAGAACAUAACCCUGCCUUUCAGUGAUGCAUGUGUUCUGUGGGCAUGUGCCUGUCAUCCAUGAAUGAGAAUUCUGUUUGCACUGGUCAAGAAACAAGCCUUUUACCUUCAUGAUAGAGCAAAUGUAAUGUGUUGCACUAGUACGUGUCUUCUUAACUGACUGUUAACAUGUGUGCCAAAAUAAUUGCACCUUUGUGUAUAUUGUUUGUAGUGUGACUAUUAUGGUCUUGGUUUGUCUAUUAGUUGGUAAUAAGUAGUGUAAUACACAAGACUUGUACAGGUUGGUUUGUGUGUGCACAUACUCUUUGGAUCCAGCUAAGUAAUUAAACCAUGUAGAUGUUGAUCCAAACCUCAGAUCUUACUAGGGCCAAAUUCUAGUCCUGCAGCCAAUGCUGUUUAGCUUGGCCAGUUGGUAACACUGACAUUCGCCCUCCAUAGCAUGAAGGUAAAGAUCUAACAAGGCUUCUAUGUUUUUACAAGUUUACCCUGUCCCUAUUUCUAGGGGAAGUCCCUCUUCAGUGAUUCUGACAUAGACUUGAUGUGACAAGAAGUGUUUCUCCAUAGUGAGAAAGUAGGAGUGAGAGUGAAGGCAAGAUUUCUUCUGAGUGCUCUCAAGAGACCAUUUAAAAUUAUGCCUUGCAUGGGCCGUAUGCUUUUCUUUCCCCCAACUUUGUGAAGCAAGUUGGCACUCACUAUGUAUACAUGGAGUCGUUCAUCAUCAAUAGGUAUAAAGUCAUGGUGUAUUGAGGUGGGAACAAGAAACACAACUGUUACACAAUGCCUAUGGACUUGAGUCUUAUAUAGACUUUUAUAAAAUUAAAUACCUGAACAAUAAUGACAGAUCUCAAACUUGUAUGAAAUUCUCACAGUCUGGAGUGCCUCAACUUGAUACAUAUAUACCUCCUGUAUUUGGCUGCUGUAUUUGGAGUGUUUGCCCAUAAAAUAGCAUUUAGAUAUUCAGUUACUUAUUCUGUGCACCCCUAAAUGCCCAUUACCUAAUAUAGGGUGGGAAUGAUGGACCGGGAUGUUCUUUUUAAGUCAGAAUCCUAAAACUAGUGAGAGACCUUUGGCUGCAUUAAUGGUUGCCCAUUAAACUCAAAAACAGUGCUUUGAAAGAUGUCCCAGCUAAGAAUGGUGCUUCAGGAAGCUAAAGAAACUAUCCUGCAGAUAGAAGCUUCACUUCUUAAUUGUCCAAGUAACAUAGUUUUGCAGGGAGAAAUAACUGUAAUAUAUUGAUAUUUUUUCAUGGUUUUCAAAAUCCAUAUGGAAAAGGUGGAUUUUAAAACAAGUUUAAGAUACAACUCUUUGUUGUCAGAAAAGAUUUGAAUUGGCUUGUUUUAUUCAAACUGAUUGAUCAUCAACUCAAGAUAAUCUUUGGCAAAAGUGAGCCUCAUAAUAAAUAAAAGGAAAAAAAACAGCCUAUUUGCUAGGUAUUCUUGACAGACAUUUGAAAUACUGGUAGUCUGAAAUUAUUUUUGUUUGUAAAUAAAUUCUCUUUCAUAAUCAUGCACAUGUGCAUGCACACAUGCACUACUUUGGGGCAUAUUUAUGAGUGGCAAGACUACAGAAGAGGCUUUUUUCCUUGUAAUACCUUAGAUUUGGAAAUAGACAUUGAAAUGCCCAAGUGACUAACCUGAUUUGGAAAAAUGUUAAAACACCUACCAUAUUCAAAUAAUUGCAGAUAAAUAGCCAAUGAAUCAAUUUUCAAAUAUAGUUCUACAGCAUCUCUUUUUGUUACUGUAAAGCUUACAGCACUGAAUGAAGUGAAUUUUGUUGUAAGCAUUUGUAAAGGUCUUAAAGAUGAAGUUAGUCAUAAUUUACCCACCUUCAGUUUUCUUUAUUCAAGAUUUUUCUACUACUUGGCUCAUUUUUCAAAACAGAUCAUGAACACAAAUAAAAUUACCUUCAAGUUAAUUAAAAAUGUAUCCCUAAAAGUACACUCAUUCUUCAUCCAUCUUUACAUUUUGAUCAGGAGCUAUAAUAUCAAUGAGCAACAAAAUAAGAAAAAAGAUGGCAAUUUGUAUCCCCACAAUGAUGAAUUAUUUUAAGUCUAGUUUACAUCAGAUGAAUUUCUGUAUGCUUGCAUUUGCUCAAUGCAUUUUUUUUAAAAACAAAAUAAUUAAAUAAUGUGAAAUAAUGCAGCCUGGGCUCUGUUAAAUAAGGUUAUAUUAAUGCAACUGAAAUGCUGUAUGUCUGUAAUAUUCAUGCUAAAUAUAUACUAGCUCUUUACAAAGGCUUUCUAUAAAGUCAGUUAACCUACGGUCUCUGAUGUUCUGUAUGAAAUCCUGUUGGCAAACUGCUUCUGUUAGCACUGUAGUGUAUGAAAUGCCAAGGUUAUAGACAAAACAAGUUACAGAAUACAACAGAAGUGUAUUUGUGUUUGUCUUUGUGCUGAAUUCGGAAUACAGAAGCUUUGCCAAACUACUGCAGCAGAGAAAAUGUUUUGUGUAAUGCUUAUAAUGCAAAGUAAUUUGUCUUAUAUUCUGUAAAGCAGAAAAAUCAUCAAUGUUUGAUAAGUAUAUUGAAGUUUUAGCAAGGUUUUAUGUUUCACAGAUUUAAAUAUUAAAGGAGAAAUAUAUAUUUAUAUAAAAGUAUAAUUUUUGAAUGCUUGAGGUUGGAUUUCUUCAGUCAUGAACCAUUUAUUUAUCCACAUUAUGCUUUAUUCUUUUGCUAGCUUGUUUAUCUGUCCGUGCUGUUCCAACAACUAUUUGUAAUUUGGUUUAGAUGGUUUGAUUCUUUAUUUGCACAAAUAUGAAUGUGCAUGCUGUCUGGACCUGAUCAUAAAGUGUAGAGGCAAAACUGUUCUGUCCUUGAUUACCCAGAGCACUAAUAAAUAUUUAAUCAUUAAAUAGUUGUGAUGCAGAGAUAGGUCUUGACAUAAUCUUCCUUGGAUCACUGUGCAGUAUGAUAAAAACUUUCAGUGAAUUUUACUAUUUCUUGUUCCUAUUUUCAUUUGUCUUUCAUCAACCAGGAAGCUGCUGUGUGCUAAUAAUUACCUGCAAUAUUUGUAAUUGCAGGCAUUGCAAACAUUAACAUUCAGCUGUACUAGCCUACUGUGUUCACUGUGAAAUUUUCAACAUGGUAAAAAUUUUACAUGAUCAUUUAACCUUACAAGUUUACUUUUUUCAUCACUAAUUUAACACUGAAACCUUAUUUUGGUUUUUUAUUGUUUUGGUUUUUUUUUUGGUCAUUAUUGCAAAUGAGCAUAGCAUUGCUUAAUCUUAACUAUAAUAGAUAGACAUAUUCUAAGCAAAGAUUUUUUAACCACUUGUUGAAGGGGCCAGGCACCAUCCAGUGCAAAGCAUGCUGGGCAAAAUCUUAUCCCCACUGCAGUCAGUGCCAAAAUUCUAACUGGUGUUAACAAAAACAGAACCAUUGUCACCAAGGGGUUAAUAUGCUUAGUAACCAUGACGAGAGGUUAUGGAGGAGCACAACAGUGAUUCUCUAUUUCCAUAUCUUUGUUUCUGUUAAUUUAAAACUACUACUAUUCAAUCUUUAAAGUAAGUAAAAGAAACUUGAAGGGGGGAUCAUAUACUACUAGUUUGUAUUAGUUUUUUUCAGGAAAAGGAGACAAAUUUAUAUAUAUAUAUAUAUGCUAUAUAUUUUUACACUGUUUAUUAAUGCUAGAAAGUAUUAAAUGUAUCACUUUAUCAGUGUGAAUGUUAAAGUAAUGACAAUGUUAUGGAUGUUUUAAACCUUUUAGAGUUGUCUUCUUAAAUUCUAAACCCACAUUAACAAUGGAAAAGCUACUUUGUCUGCAACAUUAUUGGUGGUGUUUUAGGGAAAAAGUUCAAGUACAGCAGUUGUUCAAUUAGCACUGUAAAAGCUUGGCUUGAAAAAUCUGUAGUGAAAUCCAUAUUGUAAACACCAUUUUUUAAAGCAUAGCUUCUCAUAAAGUACGUUACUGCUGUUACUGACUGUAUAAGAUUUUAUCUUUAGUUGGUAAAGUGAUCAAUAAAUGUGUUACUACAUCA